AUGUACAGUAAGUUGACUAAAAUUCAAUCCGGUUCAUUUUCCACUGUUUAUAAAGCUUGGUCAUCAACCCUCGAACAAUAUGUGGCUUUGAAAGUCAUACCGAAGAAGAAAUAUUCUUCUGAAGGCAUGGACAAUGAAUACAAAAUUAUGAAAUUGCUGGGUCGUAAUCAUCCCAAUAUUUGCUCCAUGUUAGAUUUUUAUGAAGACGAUUCAUAUUAUGUCGUGGUUUUAGAAUAUUGUGAAUGUGGCGAUCUCUAUGAUUUCUUAGAUAUUGCUAAGAAACAAGGUGAUCCAUACUCUCCAGCACUAAUUCAAUUAGAUUUUAGAAAUUUGAUUAAUCAGCUGUUUUCUGCUAUAAACUAUGCUCAUUCUUUAGGUAUUGCCCACAGAGAUAUUAAACCUGAAAAUAUCCUAUUGACUAAAGACGGUAAUAUUAAAUUAGCUGAUUGGGGUCAUGCUACUACAGAUGCUAAAUCAAAAGAAUAUCAUAUCGGUACAGAUAACUACCGUGGCCCAGAAACUUUCAACGGAACAGAAAGUUAUGAUACAAUCAAGUCAGAUUAUUGGUCAAUAGGUGUCACUAUGCUAUAUUUAAUCUUUGGCCAAUGUCCAUUCAAGUGUGCUGCUUUUUCAAAUGGUGAUGUCAGUGAAACUGAAAUCUUAGGUGGUAACGAUAGAGUAUAUCCAAGAUGCAAUAAUUUCACAAACUUUUUAGAAAAUCCACAUGGAUUCGUAUUCACAUCCUACUUGGCUCCAAGUAUCAGCAUUAUCGAAAAUAAUGACUACAAAUGGUCUGGGAACGGCAAACCUGCAUUAUAUGUAUGGCAAGAUCUAGUCGACAUCUAUGAUGUAUCACAAUUAUGCAGGAUCAUAGUGGAUACGCUGAUGCCCAUUGAUCCCGAAGAUAGGUCAAUGGUACACGCAUUCGAUUUGUUUGCUAGCGUUUGGUCAAAGAGCAACCAAGAACAAAAUGUUACAAAACAAUACGAGAAUAAUUAUACUCAUCUAAGCUUGAAAAAUGAAAGUGCUGGCACUAAAGAUUAUCCACCUGCUGUAUGCGGGCUUGAACAACAUGAAAAUGCUAGCCCGUUAACUGGUUCCACACCUAUAGAAAAACAGUACAAUUUACUGGAAAGCAGAAUAGCUUAUUCAUAG
Molecule: messenger RNA, 1155 nt
Organism: Kazachstania africana CBS 2517
Lineage: Eukaryota; Fungi; Ascomycota; Saccharomycetes; Saccharomycetales; Saccharomycetaceae
Gene: FMP48
Product: protein kinase FMP48
Exons: 1
Coding region: 1-1155 (384 amino acids)
Biological process (GO): protein phosphorylation
Molecular function (GO): protein kinase activity; ATP binding
Source: RefSeq, a predicted model, not a curated record